This is a messenger RNA of Owenia fusiformis, 2198 nucleotides long. NCBI's taxonomy places the organism in Eukaryota, Metazoa, Annelida, Polychaeta, Sabellida, Oweniidae. The record is from the annotation of a GenBank genome assembly.
AUCGAAUGAUGGCUUCCGCUAAGUCGCGUUUGGAAGUUUUGAGGGGACAUUUUCAGCCAGAACUUCGUUGUUACUGUUCUAAACUAAACGAAAAUCACGGUAAUGAUACAACAACAUCUCGGGACCAAAGGGGUCUAAUUUGCAAAACUUGUGCGAGUGAAUCUUCUUCAAAAACACAAGUUCCAGAUGAAGCUCCGAUUGUACCAAAAAGAAGGCAUGAGCUUAUGAAGUGGAAUGGAUGGGGCUAUAAGGAUUCCAAAUUCUCAGUCAAUAAGAAUAACCAAGUCACUUUCACAGGAGAGAGGUACCAAUUAAGUGGAACAGUUAUGCCUGCAUUGAACGAUUGGAUGGCAGAGAACAUAGGAAUCAGUUUAGACCAUAAGACCCCUGCUCAGCCUGAAUUGACAGCAGCCAAUAUUCCUAGCCCUAUUAGAAAUGAAAGCUUUCUUGAAGACAUGAAACGUUCUGGUAUAUCCCACUCAGAUGACUGCCAUGACAGACUUUUUAGAGCACACGGUCACACUAUGCAUGAAAUAUUCACAUUAAGAGAGGGCUGUUUUGAGAGAAUACCAGAUCUAGUUGUGUGGCCAGGAAAACACAAUGAUGUUAUUCAACUAAUUGAGUUAGCUAGCAAGCACAAUGUAGUAAUCAUUCCAUUUGGAGGGGGAACCAGUGUGUCUCAAGCCCUUGAGUGCCCAACUGGAGAGCGGCGGAUGAUUGUCUCUUUGGAUACAUCUCAAAUGAACAAAAUUUUAUGGAUUGACGAGCGGAAUCUUGUAGCUCACUGUGAGGCUGGUAUUAUUGGACAAGAUCUGGAAAGAAGACUAGCUGAGAAAGGUUUCUGUACAGGCCAUGAGCCAGACAGCAUGGAGUUUAGUUCCCUUGGUGGCUGGGUGGCCACUCGUGCGUCAGGCAUGAAGAAAAACAUAUAUGGCAACAUUGAGGACCUUGUUGUACAUGUCAAGAUGGUUACACCCAAGGGGGUCGUAGAGAAAGGCUGUCAGGUUCCCAGGAUGUCAUGUGGGCCUGAUAUACAUCACUUUAUUAUGGGCUCAGAGGGAACGCUAGGGGUCAUCACAGAAGUGACAUUGAAGAUUCGACCCGUCCCAGACUGCAAGAAAUAUGGCUCAAUAGUAUUCCCCAACUUCGAACAUGGGGUAGCAUGCCUUAGAGAGAUUGCUAGACAAAGAUGUGCACCUGCAUCUAUCAGGCUGAUGGAUAAUGAACAGUUUCAGUUUGGUCAUGCCUUAAAGCCAGAAGUGAAGAGUAUGCUAACAGCAUUUGUUGAUGGCUUGAAGAAAAUAUACAUCACAAAAAUCAAAGGCUUUGAUGUCAAGAAUAUGGCAGUCGCUACACUCUUGUUUGAAGGAACAGCCCAGGAAGUUGCAGCUCAAGAGAAGAGAGUUUAUGAAGUGGCUUCAAAGUUCGGAGGUAUACCAGGAGGGGAAGACAAUGGCCAGAGAGGAUACAUGAUGACUUUUGUUAUUGCAUAUAUUAGGGAUUUAGGCUUUGACUACUACAUAGUGGCAGAAUCAUUUGAAACAUCAGUACCCUGGGACAGGGUGCUUGAUCUAUGCAGGAAUGUCAAAGAUAGACUUGGGCGUGCAGUUAAGGAAAAGGGUAUCCAAUUUCCAGCAUAUACAACUUGUCGUGUGACACAGACAUACGACGCAGGAGCAUGUGUCUACUUCUACUUUGCCUACAACUACAGGGGCAUCCCCAACCCAGUACAACUAUAUGAAGAGAUGGAGAAUGCAGCACGUGAUGAGAUCCUGGCAAGUGGAGGCAGCAUAUCCCAUCACCAUGGAGUUGGUAAAAUCCGAAAACGCUAUCUGAAGGAAUCAGUAUCAGAGCUUGGGGUUGGAAUGAUGAAGGCGGUCAAGGAAUAUGUGGAUCCUCAAAAUAUAUUUGGAAAUGGCAACCUUAUGUUAGACUGAUAAUUGUAACAUAUGAAACGAUUAACAUGGAGCAGUAUUCUGGUUUAGAUGUUUUAGCCAUAAAAAUGAGUGAUUUGGGAGACAUUCUUUUAUUUUGUCAUAUUGCAAUACCAUUUUUGUAUUCAAUGAUUUACAAAUUAAUCUUAUCAAGAAUAUAAUGUAAAGUAACAAUGUGUAAAUCUACAAAACCCAUUUGUAUAUUUUGUAGAAUUGAAUUUAUUUUUUCUUAAAUCAUGGAUUUCCGAAUAAAAAUAUUGUGAU